This is a messenger RNA of Callorhinchus milii (elephant shark), 5502 nucleotides long. It is a transcript of the gene cfap74, whose product is annotated as cilia and flagella associated protein 74. NCBI's taxonomy places the organism in Eukaryota, Metazoa, Chordata, Chondrichthyes, Chimaeriformes, Callorhinchidae. The record is from RefSeq and is a predicted model, not a curated record. The transcript is spliced from 39 exons. The coding region runs from base 232 to 5328 and encodes 1698 amino acids.
GUUUGGGGAUGGGGGGGUUGAGGUGAGGGGGCUUCCUCAAGGAAUUGAGGUGGUGUACUUCAGUGAAGAGGAGGGGGUUAGGAUUAGCAUCAAUCGUUGCCUAUGGGAGAGGAAACGGGAGAAGUUUUGGGCGGUGGAAUUCCCUGUAAAGUGCCUUGAAAUAUACCGGUGUUACAGGCGUAAUGUUGGAUACAUAUUUGAUAAAAAUGUAUCAGGAAGAUUUCGGCCACUAUGGAGAAAGGCUCUAACGAGGAAGGCAAUGUGGAGGAAGGCAAUGUGGAGGAAGGCAAUGUGGAGGAAGGCACUGUGGAGGAAGGCACUGUGGAGGAAGAGGCCAGUGCUCAUCAAGUCAUCCAAGAGAAGGAGGGAGAAGAAGAGAACAAAGGCUUGGAAGAGGAUUUGCCGGAUUUCGUAGAUCUGAACGCAGAAGAGCCUGAAGGAAUGGAGGAAAUGCUAUGUCAGUCUCAUCAGUUCGGGGCAGAAGGUGGUGAUGGUAUUUUGGAUGAUGAGGACUCUGACAUUGAGCAGUUGGAAAAUGAAAAGUCUACUCAUUUGCAAGACCAAAAGAAAAUGAACUAUGUUGAAAAAGCACAUGUACGAACGCAGCAGAGAGUUUUGAAUCAGAUGAAUUUACUCUUUCAAGAGAAAGAACUGAAUGUUCAAAAAGCAAGAGAAGAAGAGAGAGAAUGCCGAAGGAGGAUCGAAGCUCUGAAGAACGAGAAAGAUGAUGUGGAAGAAGAAAUUCAGGAGCAGGAAGCAGUGAAAAACAAUGCUGCUCUGUUUCGCCUUCGGGCAAAGCACAGACGGAUAUGCGAGGAGCUUCGAGGGCAAGAAGACCUUCAGUCGGAAAUUGCUUUGACAUUGGUAGAGAAAGAACGCCAAAUGCUGCAGGUAGAGCUGGAGCAGGCAGCAUUCGCUCGCCUGAAUCAGGAAUUUCCAAGGGAUCUUGAGGUAUUCCAUGAGCAGCGCAUUUUGGAAGCUGAACACAAAGCUGAACGUGAAGUGAGCAUGGCUAGGAAUGACGAAAAGCAGAGAAACAUCAUCAAAAUGAAAACGAUGAAGGAUGUGGAAGAGCGGGAGCUGAAACACAGAAAGGCUAUUGAAGAAGCAAAGAAGAAUAAUCAAAAAGCGAUACAGUUUCUGAAGCAAUCUAUGGCUAAAGUGCGUAAAGAAGAAGCAGAAAAGGAACUCCUGAUGAGAGAAAACCUGCAGAAGAGAAUACAAGCAGUCUUGUCGUUAAAGAAAAGCAUUUCAGCAAACCGAGAAAAUUUACGAGCAAUAGAAGCCCGAAAUAAAUCCAUGGAAGCAGAAGAAAAAGCACGUGAGGACAGGAUGAAAGAAGCUGUGAUAUUAGAGGGUGGAAAUGUGAUACAAUAUUUGCAUGACCUUAAAAAGAUGAAGUAUUUGGAGAAAAAGAAACAGGCAUUUGUCGACUAUCAGAAAGCGGGGAAGUUGGAGAUUAUCACUAAACUUCUAAAGGAAGAAUCCAACGCAGAAAAGAAAAAGGUCACACCUCAGAUCUUCUCACAGACUUUGAAGAGUGAGGAUACGAAGUUCUACGAAUGGAAGUCGCAGAGAAAACUGAUGAAGUACUUAGAGAAAAUGUAUGGAGAUGAUGCGCCACCAAGUACUAGUGAAAAACAUUGGCGAUUUCCAUCACCUCUGUCUGAAGCAGCGAGCACGCCACAGAGACCUGAUGCUUUCACACCAGAAUCUGUUGAGUACGAGGAUGAAGAGACUAUUGAACAGCCUGAAUAUCUGGGACUUUGGGAACAGGAACUGAAAUCACACCAGGUUAAAGAUGAUGGCAGCAGCAAAUAUCCAGGCACCAGCAAAAUGGAACGAGACAUCAUCAAACGUAAGCUGGAAAAGCAAAGAAGGAGCAUCAUACAUAAACAAGUAGUGGCUGGGCGAGAGUUCAAAGGCUCCCCCUUCUACAGCAAACCUGAUAUUAUUCAAUUCAAGAACUUUGACAUAGGAGAAACGUACAAGAUGGAAGUGUUGCUGAUGAAUGUUUCAUACAGCAUGACUUUUUGCAGGCUGGUUGACAUCAGUGACAACCUGAAAGACUUCAUCAGUGUUGAAUUCAAGCCUCCAGGUCAGAUAUCAGCCGGCAUGACUUGUAAAAUGUUAGUGACUUUCAAACCUAUGAUUACUGAAGACCUGGAAGGGGAAGUGAUGUUUCUGGCUCAGACUGGCCCCUUUUCUGUGCUUCUUAAAUGUGCAACUAAAAAAUGUGAUCUCUUUGUGGAUAAUAACUUCAUUGAUUUCGGAACUUAUGUUGUUGGCGAGACAGUUACACGUUCUAUAACACUGACCAACCGAGGAGCUCUGGGCACACACUUUCAGUUUGCAAAGUUAGAUCUUCCCAAGGCGAAUCCCAAGAUAACAGUAGAAUUGAGUAAUUCUGCUUAUUCAGCAAAAAAAAGUUCACCAGAUUCCGAUGCUAAAUCUUCAAAGACCGCCUAUCAGUCAUCAACUUCAUAUCAACAGCCACUUUCCCCAAGGUCCGAGACAAAGUCAGUUCUAAGCGAACAGAAGGACACAGAUUCGGUUCAAGAACUUUUUAGCCAUCAGGGGUCAGUCGCUGUCAUCGCGAGUCCAACAAGUGGAGAAGUGACUGAAGUUCCAGGAAACUCUCCCGAAUUGCAUGAUCCCGAAGAGCAGGAGACUGAGAUCAGAAUUGGCCAGGUCUCUGAAGGUGAUAUCAGACCAUUUACAUCAGUCAAGCUGCAGAUCCUUUUCUUGCCAGCUAUCCCUGGUGAAGUGCAGACAGACUUUGAGAUCAGUUUCUCUGAUACACAAUCUAAGAGCAUCCCCAUUAAGGUUCAAGCAAAGGCCAUAGAUGUCCCAGUAUCAGUGAUAAAACCUAACGUAGAUCUGAAGAUCUGUAUGUACGACCGGCUUUAUCAAGACUCCAUUCUUACUCACAACAGGGCAACCACAGCACUGCAGUUAACAGUCGAAGUGUGUAAAGAAUUGAGAAAUCACAUAGAACUCCUACCCAAAACAGGUUACAUCCAAGCACAAUCCAGCUUUAGUUUUCAACUCAAGUUCAAACCUAGGCAAACUUUAGCAGAAGAUGCAAAAAAUUACUUUGACAAGGAGACCAGAGUGCUGGAGGCACCCAUGACCAUUUGGGUGGCAAAUCAGAUCAUGCCUGUUCCGUUUACUGUUCAUGCUAUUGUCACCAACUCGGACUUAGAGUUCAAUCAGAACGAGAUUGACUUUGGCAUCUGUUCAAUCCACGAGUCUGUGUGGACCACUGUCCUGCUUCAAAACAAAUCCAUCUUGCCCCAGCAAUUUGGAUUCAUUGAUAUUCCACAGUACAUAGAUGUGCAGCCAAACGAUGGUUUUGGAACAAUCUUACCUCUGGAGACAAUGAACAUGAACAUCAUAUUCAACGCUAAGCAAGCUAAAGAGUACAAAUUUGAACUGAUCUGCAAGUCCGAAAUCAACAGAGACUUCAAGAUUUCCUGCAAGGCUAUUGGUACCUAUCCUCCCUUGGAGCUGUCCCAUUCAGUGAUUAACUUUGCCGCUACAGCUUUGAACGAUUCAUCGACAGCGGUUUUGUACGUGAUGAAUAACCAUACCAGCCAAAACGAGUUUACCCACCCUGUGCCCAGGAUAGGAAGAGGAAAAAUAGCUCCGGUUGGACCCACAUCAUUUGAGUUCAUUGUUCCAAAGGAUUCCAAUUUGACCAUCACGCCUUCCGUUGGAACAGUACUGCCAGGAAAGAAAUGCAUGGUGCAAGUGCUCUUUAGACCUGUAUUGACACCAUGGGAGAUCCAACAGGAAGCUGUACAACUGCUGUACCAAAUAGCAGAGCUCAGAGGGUUCCAGAAUAGAGGUGUAUCCAGUGCCAUCCAAGCCACAGAGUCAGACACCCAGAGCAAAUCAGGACAAAAGAGUUUGAAAGACAAUAGCCCCAUCUCCACAAAAACACACGUCAGAGAGCCGAAGAGCAAAUCUGCAAUGUAUAAGGCUCCCAAAUCAGAAAGUAUUAAUGAAGAUUCUCCGGAAUAUGCUUCAGGUUACGUUUCAUUAGUGAGGAAUUUCAACAGCCAGCUCAAUAGUUUUACCAUUCCUUGCUUUGUUGCAUAUGGUCAAACAACAGAGCACAAAGACCCAGGUUACCUCCCUUACAGCAUCCACAACACUCUGUAUCUGGAGGUGCAUUGCCCGCGAGUAGCCCCACCACUGGUUCUCAUUUCUGGCAACAAGCAAAAUGCAGUCGUGUUUGGAGAUGUUGCAUUUGGGCAGAGAAUGGUCAAACAGGUCAAGAUUCAGAAUAUUUCCGAAGACUAUCUGGAAUUGAAAUCAUCAACUCUGGACCCUAAUGGACCUUUCUUAGUGUUGAAUGCUCUUCGACCUCUUCAGCCAGGAAAUACCCACACACUCAUUAUCGCCUUCUCACCAACAGAGAGCAGAGUGUACUUUGAGCCUCUGGAAAUACUCACUGAAAAAGCAACGCUUCCCAUAAACCUAUCUGGGACAGGUGUGAAACCAUCAAUAAAGUGCUCAGUGGAAGGAGUAAUGAACAUAGGAUAUACAGUCACGAAUCAGAUCAAAACAGCAACUUUUCAGCUGCAAAAUGACUCCACCCUCGACGUGGAUUUCGUCAUGAAGCUGGACAGUCUGUCUUAUGGCAAGCACAAAGAACAGCAAUUGCUGCCAGCCUUCUUGGAGCUAAAAGAAAACCCGACUUUAAUAGGUGUUCAGAACUAUGGUGCCCAAAGCGUCUUCAGUGUGUCUCCAGUUAACGGUUGCUUAAAAGCUAAGCAGAGUCAAGAAUUUCAAGUCACUUUCUACCCGGACCACGAAAGUCUGCAUUACUCGGAUGGUCUAAGUGUGGAACUGUUUGGUACGGUUUCUCGCGUGAUACAACUCAAAGGAGCUGCAAGAGACAGCCUGGCAUAUGUUGAAGGAGGAGACCCAGUGGAUAUCUCAUCUGAAUCUCUAACAAUCCUACCCAAAUAUGGUGAAUCAGGGCAGCCAGUGGAGACAAAGCCAGUCUUGCUGAUCCUCAGGAGCGUGCCGAGUGAUAACAAGUUCACCACAGCUGUUCGGGAAUUCCGGGUCGGGUGUAUCCGAUCCAACAUAUCCACUACUAAAAAGAACGUUGAGUUGUACUUUGACAGCUUGCAAGGACUUCAAGCAAAGGGAUUCAAUAUUGAUCCAACUAGAAUCUCAGUGGAUGCCGGGAACUCGAGGACGAUUACUGUGAGCUGGUUGCCAUCUAGUGGCUAUGAUCAUUGUGAACCCACCAAUAUCAAAAUUGGAAGUCAGGACAUCCAGGUUCCCUGCAGAAUAAUGUUCCUUCUAUAAUCACCUGCUAAGAUUCCUCGCCACCUGACUGUGGAUGAACACCCUCUACUGUAAUUGAAGCACUUUGAGAUGGCUCAACAACAUGAUGCGGCGCUAUAUUAAGUGCGAGGAUUAGUAGAAGCAGUAGUUAUGACUUCCAUUUAUCACAUUGGCUGUGUUUUUUGGACAUGAUUG